UACGCGCUACACCAUGAUCACGACGUUAUCAGUACCGCUGAAACCGUUGCCGCGAUAACAAACACGCCGCAAGUUCGCCUCACACAUAAUAAUAAUACGAGUAGCAGUGUAGUUGUACUUACCCUACAACAGAAAAAAAUUACUUUUAACCGGCGUGAAUUUUUAUUAAUGUAAUGAAACCGUUAUUAGUAUUAGUGGACGCGAGUUUAAUUCCAGUGAGUAACUUGACUAUACCUAUGUAAUACGAUGGUGAUGUUUGGUCUUCGUUGGUCGUCGUUAUGACAGAUAUGAUUUAUUUUACUUCUCGUAAUAAUUCGCAAAUUCCCAGGAUAGUUGCUGCCAAGUUGAAGACACAGUUCAAGAAUAGAACUGGAUUUAACGAUUGUGGAACUAAAUCACGAAUAUCAGGUGAUCUCAGAAUAGUGGACCGAUCCUUCAGACAUUUGAGAUACGCUGAAGUUCGAGAUGGAUGUUUGAUAUUGUACCGAUACGUUGGAAAUAACAAAGUGUGGGACUUUCAUAUACCUUUGUACAAUUUAAAUAUUAAUUUGGACUCGCCCAAGAACUAUUGCCAGUUUAGCUUAUCCAAAUUCGGCGAAAUCACUCCUAUUGCUACUUUUCAAGUAGUAAAGGAGCAAACAUACAAAAAAUGGCUGAAAACUGUAGCCGUCGAGGUGAUCAGACAAACACCCUUAAACACGCUGAAAUUCAUGGACAUCCUAUUCAUCAACGAAUUACUCGAAAGACAUCAGCAAACAGAUAGGGUUAAACCUAGAUCAAAAUCGCAUCAUACCAUCAAUACGUCCUGCGAAUCGAGUCGUGCACCAACGAUAGCUCGUACUCUUAGCAACUCGACGAAUGGCAGCGUCGUCGGCGUCGAUGAAAAUGAUUCAUCAAAUGAUCAAACGUGCAGCACCAACGCCAGCACCAAUCCUUUAAACAAUUCUAGUCACGGUUUUAUCGAUACGCUGCGCAAUGAUUCACUUCAUUGUGAUUCUGUCGAUAAACAUAAUCAUUCUAAUUACUGUACUAUGGAUUCCGGCUAUUGUAGUUUGCAGUCUGGAUACGCUAAAUCAGAAGUAUCCGAGUCCGAAACCGGAUCUGCGAAUAAACCGUUCGAUCAGUGCGAAAAAUACCAAUCGGAUGCAAAAUUCGCCUCUUCUAAAACCGAUCGCAAUAACGAUAGGUACGAUCGAUCCACGAUAUCGAAACCCUGCAGUUUGGGUGAAAUGAGAGCCAAAUCAGCAACGUUGGAUUGUACUUGGUCGCUAAAUAAAGGAAGCGAUGAAUUCGCCAACGAUAAAGAAAAUCAGCUACCGGAUAUCAGCGCUUGUUGUUUUCCCAACAAGCAAUCUCCUCAAUGGAUUACGAAAACCAAAAGGAAUAGUAUGUUUGCUUCGCAAUCUCCAGAGCCCCGUUCUCCAAUGUCGCCGAGUCCAUUUGUAGCUCGUUUCUUCAACGAACACAACAUCAAGACGAAUUUUAACGAUAGUCAUUUGGAUAUUUGUAGCACAGAGCCUUCCUCGCUAACAUGGGAUGUUAAUACGGAAAAUCGUCUGGAUUCCAUUCCUGAUGUGUUAAGAGAUCUUCCUGAUACGCUUCCUCGAACAAAACGAAAAUCAAAGGUAUCUUUCAACUUACCCGAAGAACUUCUACGAACUGAGAACGCCAAUGUGUUGGUGAAGCUGCUGACGAAAUGUCAAAUUGAUAAAGAAUAUGUUCCAGUUCGUGAGAAGCGAAUACUAUUCGAAUCGUUGAGUCGAUUUUCGUUCAGCGUUGAUAAUUUGAAAAAACGCUUCAUGGCUGAUAAAUCCAACACUGAUUAUUCUUUCGUUAAAUACAGAUCGUUGUUGGAUUUGAAUAAUAAAAGUACGGUUCCUGUUAGUACCAUGAGAAGGUACUUUGAAAGUUUCAACGAAAAAGAUGAAAAGUAAUCGUCUAAACUUUCUCUGAGUCGAAGCAAUGUUCCUUUUGAGAGGAGGGAGGGGGAAGAAGAAUAUGGUACCUCUUCAAAACGAUGAAAUUUCUGAUCGAUAAAGUGCAGAAAGGUUGUUUAGCUCUGUAGUGGACAGUGGUUGGAAAAUGUUAGUUAUAGGUAGAGAUUUUUCUUCAUCUUACAAAUUUAAAUCGGGAUCUUAAAGUUUGUAAAUUUUAAUUUAUAUUCGUAUUAAUUUCCUUCUCUCUCUUCUCUCUUUAGACCUAAAACGAAUUUACUUUGAGACUUCGGAAAUAGGUAUACCUAUACCUACUAAAGAUAUCAACAAAAAAAGUUGUAACAUUUCAAUUUUGAAUUUUAAUACUGACUUGAGCGUCAACUAUUCAGCUUUUUUUAAAACAUUGAUAUUUAGUCAAAUAGGUAUCUUGGAAUUGAAACUCCUGUGUCAUGACAUUCUUAUUGAUAGGUAUCAAUAUAAGCCCAGUACACUGGUUAUAAUUUGAUAGUUCAAAUUUAGCAUCACUAUUUUUUGUCAAACUGUUUAGAAAAAAAAAUAAUGUACAAUAAUCAACGUACCUACCUAAACCUACCUAUUUAUAUUAAUCGAUAUAUUAUAGUUCCUAAUUUUGUAAAUAGAUAUUUUGUUAUUCAUUUUUUAAAUUUUAUUUAUUGAGUUACUUGUACUUUGUUUUAUAUCGUAUCUACCAUGCAUUAAAUUAUUCAAUUGCGUUUGUAAAACCAUCAGGUAUUUGAAUCAUUUCAUUUAAAGAAAUUUUGACAAAUUCUUACAUUUGAAACACGAAUGAUGACUUGUCUUGUGCACACGAAAGUAUCACGUGUUUUGCACUUUUUCAUCAAAAUAGAUUACACAACUUGUUUCUUUCAUUCCUUUUGUAACAUAGCCGACGAUUUUCACCAAUCACGCUUAUUUACAAAUAAAUGUACGUGUAUUGAAAAAA
Messenger RNA from Planococcus citri (citrus mealybug), 2895 nucleotides. RefSeq lists its product as uncharacterized. Bases 279 to 1934 code for a protein of 551 amino acids. The transcript is spliced from 3 exons. The record is from RefSeq and is a predicted model, not a curated record. Lineage: Eukaryota; Metazoa; Arthropoda; Insecta; Hemiptera; Pseudococcidae.